AUGGGUCAGUGCUUCUCCGACACGCGCGCCACGGUCGACUUCCACCAGGAAGAGCGGAUUCCGGACAUCCAGCGGAACGGGUGCUGUUUCUCAGACGGGAUCGGCCGCGUAUCACCGGACCUCGCGGACGACAUGGCGCGCGCGCUGGGCCGUCCCACGCCAUCCGCAUUCCAGAUACGCUAUGGCGGGUACAAAGGGGUUAUUGCUGUAUAUCCCCCCUGGGCAGGCCAAAAGCGGCUGGGCCUGCGCAAGAGCAUGGAGAAAUUCAAGAGCGCGGACAAGAACCUGGAAGUCAUAACCUGGUCGCGUUUCCUGCCCGCGUUUCUCAACCGCCAGAUCAUCACCCUGCUCUCGACACUAGGCGUGCCGACCUCUCUCUUCCAGCAGCUGCAAGAAGACAUGGUGUCAAAGCUGGGGGCGAUGAUGGAAAGCCGGGCGGCAGCCCUCCGGUUGCUGUGCGCCACGUGUCCCGGGGACGGCCAGUGGACGGCCAAGAUGAUGCUGGAGGCGGGCUUCGACCCGCGCGGGGAGCCACACCUGUGCGCGAUGCUGCGCGCGAUUCAGGCGGACCAGCUGCGCGAGCUGAGGACGCGCGCGCGCAUCUUCGUGCCCAGAGGGGCGUGCCUUCUAGGGUGCUUAGACGAAGACGGCGUGUUGGAAGAAGACAAAGUGUUCGUACAGCUCAGAUGGCCGGAAGAAGGCGACGGGCUGGCGGGACAUGUACCCACGUGGGUCAGAACGUCGAAGGGCUCGAUCGCACCAAAGGUUCUCACAGGCGAGGUCACAGUAGUAAAGAAUCCGUGCCUGUGGCCGGGGGACGUGCGCAAGCUGACAGCUGUCGACCGGCCCCAACUGCGCCAUCACAUGAACACCGUCGUCUUCUCACAGAAGAUCCUUCCACCCGCUCCAGAGUUUGAGCUUUUCACGGCAGGGUGCUCGCCCGACCCCCAGCCUGCUGUCGGACGGCGAUCUGGACGGCGACAAGUUCUUUGUCUUCUGGGAGCCUGCGCUCGUGUUCCCGGGGGAGAACUGGCAGGCCCUGGACUCGCCCUGGACUACCGACCGCAACCACCCACCGUCAAAGACAAGGUGUCCGUCGAAGACAUCCAGCACUUCUUUUUGGAGUACCUAGUCAACGACAGCUUGGGCCUCAUCUGCAACGCCCACGUGGUAAUCGCCGACCGAGACCCCCGGGGCGCAGCGUCCGACCAGUGCCGCCAGCUGGCAGCCCUGGCGUGUACAGCUGUCGACUACCCCAAGACAGGGCACCCGGCCGUCUUGCCGCGGGAGCUGCGAUCGGUACAGUACCCCGUCUUCAUGGAGAAGGAAGAUAAGCCCGUGUAUCAAUCGCAGAGCGUCCUGGGUCAGCUGUACCGGGCAGUGAAGGAGAGAACGGCGGGGGGAGGUCUAGAGCUUUCCGGUCCGAGCGCGGGAGAACUGGUGUUGGACGGAGAUCUAGAGGUUCCGGGGUUCAAGGAGCACUUGGACGAAGCGUGGAUUGCCAAGGGCUUUUACGACCAGGAGCUGACUGAGAGCAUGCACAAGUAUCGGAUCGAAAGCGAGGUCCAGGUGGUGACGGGCUGCAUCGGUUCGAUGUCGACGUUCCACCGAGUGAAGCCCAUCAAGAUCAAGGAAAGGAUCCGGGAAGCAUUUGGUGCCGUCACUAAGAAGGCGCGGGAGGUUUUCGAGUACGGUCUCGGGGUAGUGGACCGAGAGGAGCCCCGCCCGGAAGAGAGAAUAAGAGAUGAGGAGCGGGUGGCGAAAGCGUAUGCGUAUUACUACGUGACGUACAGCCGGGAUUGGCGGGAGCGGAAGAUUGCGGAGGGGGAGGUCGAAGAGUCGGACAGUGUUCUGCUGAGCUUUCCUUGGGUUGUGGCCGAUGUGCUGGGAAGCCUGAAAGCUCGAAAGUAG
Klebsormidium nitens is the source of this 1911-nucleotide messenger RNA. Lineage: Eukaryota; Viridiplantae; Streptophyta; Klebsormidiophyceae; Klebsormidiales; Klebsormidiaceae. The record is from the annotation of a GenBank genome assembly.